AUGGUCGUCUUCGAGGACACGGUGGGCAACGGCCCACUCUUCUUCUCGGGCCAGCUCCGGGAGCACUUCUUCGAGGUGCAGGUCGUGCGCGACUCGAAGCCGUCCUGGGUCGCCGAGAACGAGAUGCCACUCGUGCGCGAGUUCGAGCUCAUCGAGGAGCGGGAGUACGCGUCGACGGGCAAGGACCAGCGCCCGACGUUCGAGUCGCUCUACGGCACGUUGCCCAGCUACUACGACGAGGAGCGCGACGGCGAGGAGCGCGACGGCGAGGAGCGCGCCUGCGGCUGCAGCGCGGCGCAGUCCGCCGCGCCUGCGCGCGCCGACCGCGGCCGCGGCUGCAGCGCGGCGCAGUCCGCCGCGCCUGCGCGCGCCGACCGCGGCCGCGCCGACGCGCGCGCCGUCCGCAUCGCGCCCUACGACGAGGCCUCGUCGUAG
Aureococcus anophagefferens is the source of this 435-nucleotide messenger RNA. RefSeq lists its product as hypothetical. The coding region runs from base 1 to 435 and encodes 144 amino acids. The transcript has a single exon. The record is from RefSeq and is a predicted model, not a curated record. Lineage: Eukaryota; Pelagophyceae; Pelagomonadales; Pelagomonadaceae.